CCACAGACAAACCAGAAGAAGAUAACCCCAUACCUUCUCUACUGUGUUUUCACGGCAGUCAUCGGCUCACUACAGUUUGGCUACAAUACCGGAGUCAUCAACGCACCAGAGCAGAAACUGAGGAGCUUCUUCAGCAAUGUGUCUAUGGAGCGUUAUGGGGAGUCUUUCAGUAAAGAAACCAUUACCUUAGUGUGGAGUGUUUCUGUGGCCAUAUUCAGUGUGGGAGGCAUGAUAGGAUCCUUCUCUGUCGGAGCCAUGGUCACCAAGUUUGGCAGGCGCAAGUCCAUGCUUCUAGCAAACAUCGUGGCUGUACUGGGCGGCACUUUGAUGGGACUGUCGACUGUGAGUCGAUCUUUUGAGAUGGUCAUCAUUGGCAGGUUUAUCAUCGGCGUGUUCUGUGGUCUGUGCACAGGACUGACACCCAUGUAUGUGGGCGAGAUCUCUCCCACGGCUGUCCGAGGAGCCUUUGGCACACUGCACCAGCUGGGUGUAGUUAUUGGCAUUCUGGUAGCACAGAUCUUUGGUCUGGAGUUUCUGUUGGGCUCAGACACUCUGUGGCCUCUACUGUUGGCCUUGACUGCCCUGCCCGCUGUAGCGCAGAGCAUCUUGCUGCUCUUCUGCCCUGAGAGUCCUCGCUACCUGCUCAUCGUCCUCAAUCAAGAGGAGGAGGCACAAAAAGCACUGGUUCGUCUGCGUGGCAGUGAAGAUGUUAGCGAAGAUAUUCAGGAGAUGAAGGAGGAAGCAAUGAAGAUGGCCCUGGAAAAGAAAGUGACUAUACUUGAGCUUUUCCGCUCCCCAAACUAUCGUCAACCAAUCAUUAUUGCUAUCAUCCUCCAGCUCUCUCAGCAGCUGUCUGGCAUCAACGCUGUGUUUUACUACUCCACGGGCAUUUUUGAGAAGGCUGGUGUAAAAGAGCCCAUCUAUGCCACCAUUGGAGCUGGAGUUGUCAACACUGUGUUUACUGUUGUCUCUCUCUUCCUGGUUGAAAGGGCAGGGAGAAGAACCUUACACCUGAUUGGACUCGCUGGAAUGGCUGUCUGUGCCCUCCUCAUGACUAUCUCCCUCUCUUUGGUGGUGAGUGAUGCUUACAAAAAUAAAAUAUUAAUGCACUUUACUUCUAUCAUUGUGUUAUUUUGUCUUUUCUUUUCUGACCGUUUCACUGUUUCUAUCUCUGAACAGGAGUCUAACCAGGCAUUAAGUUACCUGGCCAUAGUGGCCGUAUUUGGCUUUGUUGCUAGUUUUGAAAUGGGUCCAGGUCCCAUCCCCUGGUUCAUCGUGGCGGAGCUCUUCUCCCAGGGUCCUCGACCUGCUGCCAUGGCCAUCUCUGGUUUUUCUAACUGGACUGCCAACUUCCUGGUUGGGAUAACCUUUCCUAAACUACAGGAGGUUUGUGGUGCUUAUGUCUUCAUCAUCUUCAUGAUCUUCCUCAUCCUAUUCUUUAUCUUCACCUUCCUGCGGGUGCCUGAGACCAAAGGAAGGACCUUUGAUGACAUCGCCCAGGGAUUUGCUGCCAGUGCAGGGAAAACCCCAGUGCCUGAGGCAGUGGUUGUGGGCCUUCCAGAUAGCAAAGACCCUGCACCUAUGUCCCCGACAGAAAAGGUUCCCAUGGUGGAUCUUCCUGCAGAUAAACCAUAAACAUGAAAAAGAAGGAAAACUUAGGGUACAACAAAGAAAACAGUUUUCACGCACAUAGAUAUUGUAAGGAGUUGUAUUU
This is a messenger RNA of Scomber japonicus (chub mackerel), 1714 nucleotides long. It is a transcript of the gene slc2a3b, whose product is annotated as solute carrier family 2 member 3b. NCBI's taxonomy places the organism in Eukaryota, Metazoa, Chordata, Actinopteri, Scombriformes, Scombridae. The transcript is spliced from 9 exons. Gene Ontology annotation, cellular component: apical plasma membrane; basolateral plasma membrane. Gene Ontology annotation, biological process: monosaccharide transmembrane transport; response to insulin. The record is from RefSeq and is a predicted model, not a curated record. Bases 145 to 1635 code for a protein of 496 amino acids. Gene Ontology annotation, molecular function: hexose transmembrane transporter activity.